Molecule: messenger RNA, 1271 nt
Organism: Vespa velutina
Lineage: Eukaryota; Metazoa; Arthropoda; Insecta; Hymenoptera; Vespidae
Exons: 4
Coding region: 638-1162 (174 amino acids)
Source: RefSeq, a predicted model, not a curated record
UUGAAUGAAUUGAAACGUUUAAAGAGGCAACAAUAAUCUGUCCACCAAUUGGAAACUGUUUCAUGGAAAAUGCAAAACUGAUUUGUUCCACGUAUUAAACGAUUAAAUUUGUUUUUAUAAAUAUUUGAAAUCGUUAAAUUAAGCUAAUUAAUUUAUAAAUCAUUCAAAUCAUUUCGUUUAAAUGCGAUAAAGCGAAUGGAUGAAGAUUGAGAAAUUUCUUUCAAAAAAACUAAGAAGAAGAAAUUCUAGAAUUAAGCAGGGAUAAAAGUUUUUAAGCCGGAACAUUGAACGCGGCAUAAUUUGAGAAGUCGAAAUGUGUGACUACAAUUUAAUAUUGAAAAGAAAAUAAAUUCGAGGAUAUUAAUUAUCAACGAUUAUUAACAAAUUUAUUGUGUAAUAAAUAAUAAUCGAGUGAUAAUCAAUAAAUUAUAUAUUCUAAUAUUAUAUCGAUAUCUUCUUAACCUUGUUUUUUGUGGGUGUUAUUUAAUAAUUAAGUGUUAGGUAAAAAAAAAAAAAAAAAAAAAAGAAAAAGAAAAAGAAAAGGAAAGAAGGGGGAAAAAAAGGGACACCCAAAAGGGAAUGAAAGAAUAAUAAUAAUAAUAAUAAAUGAUAAUUUAAAAUUAUAACUUGUAUAAAAAUGGUUAAUCUACAAGAUAUUAGCUGCCAGCUUAUGAAACCAGCUAAAGAUCUUGCAAGUUGGAACUUUCCACUUUCAGAAAUUCUAGAAGAAUAUUAUUCUUUACUUGAAGGUCAUUAUGAUGUUAACUUUGGAGAAGCUGCAUUAAUUCUUCAAAAUUCUGUUAACAUAUAUGUACACAGAGUUGAACGUCUUCUUGAUGAGACCGCAUGUUUAAAUGAAAUGUUUAUCGAUUAUGAAGGUGGAAGUGCAAAUGAAAAAUUGAAACACAAUAAAAAACAUUUAAACAACUCCAUUAAUUUUGAUGAUUUUAAAUUGUGCAAUUUGGCGGACGAAGUCGGAAAGAAUAUUAAUACGAAGAAUAAAUUUAAUGUAGAAAAACCUGUGAAAUUGUUAACACGGCGCUUUGCUCAAUUAGAAAAUAUUGCAGAUGAUCUUGUACAUAAUAUGACAGAAAUAAUCGAUAUUCAUGGUGAUGUUAUUGGAAAAAAAUAUCAUUUCAGACUUUGGAAUAAUGGACAUUGAUAUCUCUGCUACGUCAGGGUAUUGCUCCAAUAUGUCAACAUUUGAUAGCAGUUAUAAUUUUAAUAAUCCAACUAGCAUAUGCAACAUAGUGACCAAUAAUAAUGCAGAA